AUGCCCAUCCCCCCAAUACACCGCCGUCAAGACUCGACAACAACCUACAACCCUCGCCCCUCAACAAUACCCCAAAACGCGUUCAACCAAACCCAAGCCCAGACCUUCACCCAAACAACCUCCCAACCCCAAAUCCCCUCGUCAACCCCCUCAAUGUCCGCAGCCAAAACCCGCCAAUAUGCCCACCUGCACGCCCAACUCGCCCAGUUAAACGCCAAUCUCGCUGACACCGAGAACCUACUUCGCAUGACGGCCGUGCAGGCAGGUGAUAUGCGUUUCCUCGGUGGGUAUAUGGGUGCGUUGUUUAUGGGGUCUGCUAAGGUUCUUGGCGAGGAGGGGGUCCGCGCGAAUGCGGAUUUGGAUUCUAGGGAUGGUGCGGUUAAGAAGGAGGAGGGGAGUGAGGAGGAGUGA
This is a messenger RNA of Penicillium canescens, 411 nucleotides long. Its product is annotated as DASH complex subunit HSK3 family protein. Gene Ontology annotation, cellular component: DASH complex. NCBI's taxonomy places the organism in Eukaryota, Fungi, Ascomycota, Eurotiomycetes, Eurotiales, Aspergillaceae. Gene Ontology annotation, biological process: attachment of spindle microtubules to kinetochore. The record is from RefSeq and is a predicted model, not a curated record. Bases 1 to 411 code for a protein of 136 amino acids. The transcript has a single exon.